Colossoma macropomum (tambaqui) is the source of this 7937-nucleotide messenger RNA. RefSeq names its product ATP-binding cassette, sub-family A (ABC1), member 3b (gene abca3b). The record is from RefSeq and is a predicted model, not a curated record. Gene Ontology annotation, cellular component: intracellular membrane-bounded organelle; membrane. The transcript is spliced from 31 exons. Gene Ontology annotation, biological process: transmembrane transport; lipid transport. Gene Ontology annotation, molecular function: ATP binding; lipid carrier activity; ATP hydrolysis activity. Lineage: Eukaryota; Metazoa; Chordata; Actinopteri; Characiformes; Serrasalmidae. The coding region runs from base 296 to 5419 and encodes 1707 amino acids.
GACUGGGUUUGUUGACGAGUGUGUUCGCACAAUGGCUAGAUUGCACGGCCGUUUGGUGCAAUGUCAUCCGUCCCUUACAUUAUGUUUUCUGAUAUAAGUUAACGUUAGCAUUCCUCUUCAUGCGCGCUCAAAAUCGCGACUGCCCCUCCGGCUGAUUAAACUGAGGUAGUUAACGUUUAUUCAAUGUAUUCGACCUAAAGGGAAGGAUUUUUACUUCGCCGACUGAGAGGGCAGCUCAUGAAGUUCGUCCGCCGGACUCUCCCUGUUUUAAGGUUGUGAAGCUCUGGUACCUAAAAUGGCUGUGCUGAGACAGUUUGGAUUGCUUCUCUGGAAGAACUACCUUCAGCAAAAGCGUCAGAUAUUGGUCACACUGGUGGAGAUCGCCCUGCCCCUCCUUUUCUCUGCUAUCCUGAUCGUCCUGCGUCAGAAAGUGUCCUCCACCAACUACCCCAACGCCACACACUAUGGGAGUUUCUCGCUGGAAAGGCCACCCUUUAAGCUUCCUUUUGGCUUGCAGCUGGCCUAUGUUCCGGCCAACUCCAGCAAGGUGCGGCAGGUGGCCGAGGAUGUGCAGCUCAGUCUGAGCAGGGGUUUCAUCAGUGCUGUGCGUGGUUUUGAGACUGAGCAGCAACUUGAGGACUUUGUAAAGACAGACCCUGAAUCAGUCAUCUUGGCAGCGGUGGUCUUUGAGCACUCCUUCACACAUGAUGACGAGCCUCUCCCACUGCAGGUCAACUAUCACCUGCGUUUUACGUAUAGCCCCCGAAAUGCGCCGGCCCGGGAGAAGUCAGAGCUGAAUCCCAAUAAUGACUUGGACUGGCACACACUCAGCCUUUUCCCACUCUUCCAGCUGCCUGGACCUCGGGAGCAACAUGAUUCCCGUGGAGGAACCCCAGGUUACUACCGAGAGGGCUUUCUGAUGAUCCAGCAUGCUGUGGAUCAGGCCAUCAUGAAGGCCUACAACAGGACAGCAGCAGCUGCCCUCCUCACCCAGACACGAGUGCUACUGUCACGCUUCCCUUACCCAGCCUUUAUAUAUGAUGUCUUCAUCCUGGCCAUCCAAAACCAACUUCCCCUACUGCUGGUGCUCAGCUUUACCUACACUGCGCUCAACAUUGUCCGCGCUGUGGUGCAGGAAAAGGAGAGGAAACUAAAGGAAUACAUGCGAAUGAUGGGUCUCAGUAACUGGCUGCACUGGAGUGCCUGGUUCCUCAUGUUUUUCCUCUUCCUCUCCAUCUCCAUUUUCUUUGUCACCUUGCUCUUGUGUGUUAGGGUGAGUCCAAAUGGAGCAGUGCUGACCUACAGUGACCCCACUCUAGUAUUUGUCUUCCUGCUGGUCUUUGCUGUAGCUACCAUCAGCUUCAGCUUUAUGAUCAGCUCCUUCUUCUCCCGAGCUAAUGUUGCAGCAGCUGCAGGUGGCUUCAUCUACUUUUUUAGUUACCUGCCAUACCUUUUUUUGUGGCCCCGCUAUGACCUGCUGUCCCACGCCCAGAAGGUGUCUGCUUGCCUCAUCUCCAACGUGGCCAUGGCUAUGGGAGCGCAGCUCAUUGGCAUGUUUGAAGGCAAAGGCACAGGGAUCCAGUGGAGUAACUUGUUUGAACCAGUGACGGUGGACGAUGACUUCUCACUGGCCCAGGUUUUUGGGCUGCUGCUCCUAGACACUCUGCUGUAUGGCAUGGUGGCCUGGUAUGUGGAGGCUGUUUUCCCUGGAGAAUAUGGAGUGCCGCUGCCAUGGUACUUUUUCGUGCUGCCCUCCUACUGGUGCAGCAGCCCUAGAGUUGCCCUGGUAAAAGAGAAGGAGGAAGAAGAGGAUGCUGAGAAAGCGCUUAAAGGUGAAUUCUUUGAAGAGGAGCCAGCUGGACUGGUCUCAGGAGUCAAGAUCAAACACUUGGCCAAGCUUUUCAGAGUGGGCAAUAAGACCAAAGAGGCAGUGAAAGAUCUCACUGUGAACAUGUUUGAAGGUCAGAUUACUGUGCUGCUGGGACACAAUGGAGCUGGGAAGACCACCACACUGUCCAUGCUGACUGGCUUGUUUCCUCCCAGCAGUGGGCGAGCAUACAUUAAUGGCUAUGAUAUCUGCCAAGAUAUGGCGCUGAUUCGCCGCAGCCUGGGUCUGUGCCCUCAGCAUGAUGUGCUUUUCGACAACCUCACUGUCCGAGAACACCUGCUGUUCUACACUCAGCUGAAGGGCUUCCCCCGUGAGAACAUUCCAGAUGAGGUGGAUCGCAUGAUCCGCAUCUUGAAUCUGGAGAACAAGAGGAAUGCACGGUCAAAGACACUUUCUGGUGGAAUGAAGCGAAAGCUGUCUAUUGGAAUUGCUCUCAUUGGAGACUCAAAGGUUGUAAUGUUGGACGAGCCCACCUCAGGAAUGGACCCAUCAGCCAGACGAGCCACGUGGGACCUUCUGCAGGGCGAGAAGCGGGGCCGCACUAUCCUGCUUACCACUCAUUUCAUGGAUGAGGCCGACCUGCUGGGUGACCGCAUUGCUAUCAUGGCUGGAGGGGAGCUUCAGUGCUGUGGCUCGUCACUCUUCCUCAAAAACAAAUAUGGUGCUGGCUACCACAUGGUGAUAGUAAAAGAUGCAUUGUGUAAUGUAUCAGAGAUCACCCGUCUGGUCCAAAUGUAUGUCCCCAACGCCACACUGGAGAGCAGUGCCGGAGCUGAACUCUCCUAUAUCCUGCCUAAAGAGAGCACCAGUCGGUUUGAGCUCCUUUUCGCUGAACUGGAGAUGAACAGAGAGGAGUUAGGCAUCGCAAGUUAUGGAGCUUCUGUUACCACCAUGGAGGAAGUUUUUCUCAGGGUGGGGAAGCUGGUGGACUCCAGUCUGGAUAUUCAGGCUAUCCAACUUCCAGCCCUUCAGUACCAGCAUGAGCGUAGGUCACAUGACUGGACAGUCGAUGAUACUAGCAGCACUAGCGGCCUGACUGAUGUGACGGACUUCACCGACAGUGGCACGCUAAUCUCAGAGGACUGCUCCAAUAUCAAACUCAACACAGGGGCUAAGCUAUAUAUGCAGCAGUUCUAUGCCAUGUUCCUGAAGAGAGCAUUGUACAGCUGGCGGAACUGGAAGGUGAUGGUUGCACAGUUUUUAGUGCCACUCAUCUUCACUGUGGUGGCCCUUGUGGUGGCUCGUACCUUGCCUGGACAUCACAACACACCCCAGCUCCGCUUGGCUCUCAGCCGCUAUGGACCCACCACAGUGCCUGUGGCCCUGGAUGCCAGAGCGGGACCGCUAGCUGCGGCCCUUGCUGAGUCCUACACCGCGCAGCUCCCUGCGCAAAGUGCCACACCCACAACAAAUCUAACAGAUUUCUCAGAAUAUGUGCUGUACAAUGCCAUGAGGGAGGGAGGAGCCUUCAAUGAGCACUGCGUAGUUGGCGCAGCUUUCAGAGGUCGAACCAGUAGGUUUGCAGAAAUAACAGGCUACUUCAACAACCAGGGCUAUCACACCCCAGCCACAGCCCUCAUGCUGGUGGACAAUGCACUCUACAGGCUGUUGGCUGGACCCAACGCAUCCAUCCAGACAGGAAACAAACCCCUGCCCCGCAACAUGUCCGAGGCAGCCCAAAGCCAGCUGUCAGAGGGCCAGACUGGUUUUGCCAUAGCCAUAAACUUGAUGUAUGGUAUGGCAUCUCUGGCCAGUACCUUUGCUCUGCUCCUGGUGAGUGAGCGUUCUGUGAAGUCCAAGCAUGUGCAGCAAGUUAGCGGCGUCUACCUCUCCAACUUCUGGUUUUCUGCCCUGCUCUGGGAUCUGGUCAACUUCCUGCUGCCUUGUUUGCUCAUGCUGGUUGUGUUCCGGGUGUUUGCUGUGAAGGCCUUUGUAGAAGAGAAUCACUUGGUGGAUGUGUUGCUUUUGCUGCUGCUGUAUGGUUGGGCCGUGAUCCCCCUCAUGUACCUACUCAGCUUUCUGUUUUCAAGUGCUGCCACCGCCUACACUCGCCUCACCAUCUUCAAUAUCAUCAGUGGCACAGCCUCCUUUCUCGCCGUCACCAUCAUGACCAUCCCUGAGCUGCAACUGCAGGAGAUCUCACACCUGCUGGAUAAAGUUUUUCUGCUCUUCCCCAACUACUGCCUUGGCAUGUCCUUCAGUCAGUUUUACCAGAACUAUGAGACCAUAACCUUCUGCACCCCCAGCCCCCUCACUAAAGAAAUCUGCCACUUUUUCAACAUCACUUACCAGCUGAACUACUUCUCCAUGGAUGAGCCUGGUGUGGGGCGCUUUCUAGUGGCCAUGUCCCUGCAGGGUGUGGUCUUCCUUGCCCUCCUCUUUGCCAUUGAGCUGCAGUGGGUCCGGACGCUACUUCAUCUCUGCAGGAGACGCAGGAAGGACCUGCUGGCUGGGGAGGAAGCUCUUCAGCCUGAAGACCGGGACGUGGCUGAAGAGAGAAAGCGAGUUUUAGAGUGCCAGCCUGUAGUAGAGUCCAUGGUGGGGAGCCCCCUCAUUCUUCAAGAGCUUACCAAGGUUUACCCAGGGAGUCAGUCUCUGCGGGCAGUGGAUCGCUUGUCUCUGGCUGUGGGGAAGGGUGAAUGUUUUGGCCUGCUUGGAUUUAAUGGAGCUGGGAAGACAACCACUUUUAAAAUGCUGACUGGCGAUGAGACUGUGACUGCAGGGGAUGCCUUCAUUGAUGGCUACAGCAUCCUCCGGGACGUAAAGAAGGUGCAGCAGCGGAUUGGGUACUGCCCACAGUUUGAUGCGGUUUUGGAUCACAUGACUGGGCGAGAGACUCUGAGCAUGUAUGCCAGACUCCGGGGAAUCCCGGAGAAGUAUGUGUCAGCCUGCGUGGAGAAUGUACUACGCUCACUGCUUUUGGAACCCCAUGCAGACAAAUUGGUCCGCAGUUACAGUGGGGGUAACAAAAGGAAGCUGAGUGCUGGCAUGGCGCUGAUUGGUGGGCCGCCUGUCAUCUUCCUGGAUGAGCCAUCCACUGGUAUGGAUCCUGUUGCCAGGCGCCUGUUGUGGGAUGCCGUCACGCGCACCAGGGAGUCUGGCAAAGCUAUCAUUAUCACAUCACACAGUAUGGAGGAGUGUGAGGCCUUAUGCACUAGACUUGCUGUGAUGGUAAACGGGCAGUUCAAGUGUCUGGGAAGCCCACAGCACCUGAAGAGCAAAUUUGGCAGUGGCUAUACUCUGUUGGCCAAAGUCCAUACAGAACCAGAUUUAGAGGAGAUGGACCUACAGCUUUUUAAAGACUUCAUUGAGAGCACCUUCCCUGGAAGUUUACUGAAAGAUGAACACCAGGGGAUGGUUCACUACCACUUGACUGACAAAACACUGACCUGGGCUCAGGUGUUUGGAACCCUAGAGGCAGCUAAAGAGAAGUACAGCAUCGAGGACUAUUGUGUGAGUCAGAUCUCGCUGGAGCAGGUGUUCCUCAGCUUUGCCCAGUUCCAGCACUGCUCAGAAGGCGGGAAAAAAUAAGAGAGGUUAGGGAGGAGAUGCAAACUCUCCUAGACUUCCUCGUCUACACCUUUCUGAGGUACAUCCUGGGCUGAGAGAUUUACCUUCACAUGCUCAGAUCUCAGUCAUCUCCUCUCCCCUAUACGCAAACACGCAGGUAUCAACCACUGCAGUGGAGGUCUGGGCUAAGCAUGUGUAGUGUUUGUGUAAAUUCUCUGUGUGUCUCGGUCAUUGCGAGGAGUGUGUUGGGGUAGAAAGGUACGUUGCACCAAGUACAACAGUAAGUCCUUGAUGUGCAACACUUUUUGUGUCUUUUGAGUUUGAGGUUUAAAGACGUGUGUGGUUGUGUUCAUAAGGUCCAAUGCUUUCUGCAUAAUGGUCGACUACAAUGAACUGAGUUGCUUGUGAGUGUGCACUUGUAUGAAGCAGCCUGAUUUUUUAUUUUUAUUUUUUUUGGUUGUCUUCUCCUUGUCUCUUGCUGUGGACUUAAAUUUGAAUGUGUAUGUGUGCUGAGCCUCUGCUGAAAAAAGGGUCAUUAUAUGAACUAAAAAAAAAAAGUUUCCCUUAGCUUUAUCAUGUCAUAAUUCAUUCAUUGCUUAUCCUCCUGGGUCACAGGGAGGUGCUGUAGCCUAUCUCAGCACUUAUUGGGCGGAAGGCAGGCAACACCCUGAACAGGUCACCAGUCCAUCACAGGGGAAUCACACACUCACACCUAGGGGCAAUUUAGUAUCUCCAGUUGGCCUGAUUUCAUAUUUUUGGACCAUGGGAGGAAACUUACACUGACAUGGAGAACAUGGAGACUCCACACAGUUCCCCCAACCGGGAAAUCAAACCCACGCUCUUCUUGCUGUGAGGCGACAGUGCUACUCACUGCGGCACCAUGUAGCACAUUUGUAGCAAUGCAGUGAUCUGCAAUUAUGAAAAAGGGAAUUAGUGGUAUUAUUUUAUUAAGACACUCUUUAAAUUAUACGUGUAUGAAUGUUUUUUUCCCCAGCACAACACAUUGCACAGACAAUAUCUUUAGCCACUCCAAAGAAGCUUUUAAUUUGAAAAAUAAAGUCAGUUUUCUGUUUUAAGAGUAAAUACUUUUGCUCCACUAUCCUUGAUGUAAAUUCUGGUAAGGUAGUGAAUGUUACUUUUUACCUUUUUUAGUUGAACUGACACUGUCCUGUGGAGAGUUUCCUCAAAGUAUUAUAGCACAAAGAUUACAUGCAAUGCAGCUGACCUCGCUUUGAACACUCUAAUAAUUAGGACCGUCUUAACACUAUGAUGCCUUUUGGAAACUGUAGACUCUUCCAGUUGUUCACAUUUGCAAAUGUAUGUUUUUGAAUGCAUGUACCCAACUUAGAGUCUGAAUGUCCUUUUCACAUGUACUACCAGUCAAAAAAGUUUAGACACACCUGAUUGAAUGUAUGUUUUCCAUAAUCCUGAAUACAUUUUGAUCUACAGGCAUAAGCUUAAAUGCUUGGAAAGUUGUUACCUAAAUAAAUAUAAAUAGUGCAGGUCAUUCCAGGUCACUCCACAUGAAGCUGUUUCAGAGAAUGUUAAGAGUGUGUAAAACUGUAAAAUCAAAAAAUAAUUUUCAUUAAUGACUGUAUAAUUCCAUAUGUCCAUAUGUUAUUUCACAGUUUUUCUUCAGUCUUUCGUAGUAUUUCAUCGUUAAUCUUCACUUUUAUUCUAAAAUGUUUUUAUUCUAAAUAGUAGUAGAGAAAAUUCUGCACUGAUUAGGAGUGCCUAAACUUUUCACUGGUAGUUUAAGUGUAUGCUGGUGCACUACUGAUUUGGACCAAACUACUUGGCCCAUCACAACCUAUAAGGGCCUGUUACACCCUUGUUUACAAUUUUACGCAGUCAAGCUUGGAAAAUGACAUCAGGCUCUUGGAAAAAGAGAGUCCUGUGAAAGUUCUGUGAUUGUAGAUUUUAAAGCUUUUGGGCAAAGCUACUACUGUAAAGUUAUCAUUGUGGUCUUUCCUAAUAUGCUGACUCAAAUAAUAAUAAACCAACUCUGAGGCAUUGGUUAGUGAGUCUUAGGACAAAUUGGUGUUGACUAGUCCAAAAACUCAUCUGAUACAAUCUCUGUUUUGUGCCAUUUGUCACUGUUUCAUUUUAAACCAGACACAAUACUAUAGGGAAGAUUUUGACUGAGUUUAUAAUGACCCUUAAUAUUUUGCUUCAUACAUUGGUUGAUUGAAGUGUUGGGCAUCCUCUGAUCGCUAAUUUAGGGCUAAGGAUUAUGGGUUAGAUUAUGUGAGGGUUUUUUUUUGUUUAUUGUUAAUUUAUUGUUUUGUUCUUCAUUUGUGUGUUGGCGCUAGCUUUCACAUUUGAGCUGCUUAUAAAAACUGAAAUGUUGCAUUUUUGGGUAAGAGCAAAGGAACUUGACAGUUUUAUGAUCAUGACAAUGUUGAAACUUCUUGGUGAAAUUGUAAAAUGUGGAGAAGUGGGGGGAAUUGUAAUUUUAUGUACUGUACCACUUAACCUUGUGCAUAUUGUCAUUUCCUUUCUUUCUGUUUUUUUAAUUAAAUACGGUCUGUGUAAAUGA